This is a messenger RNA of Truncatella angustata, 696 nucleotides long. RefSeq lists its product as uncharacterized. Lineage: Eukaryota; Fungi; Ascomycota; Sordariomycetes; Amphisphaeriales; Sporocadaceae. The coding region runs from base 1 to 696 and encodes 231 amino acids. The record is from RefSeq and is a predicted model, not a curated record. The transcript has a single exon.
AUGGCUACCAGGAAGCAUCAAACAAAGCGUAAACCAAAGCUUAGACCAGUCAGCCUCACCCGUCAACCCUCGCCCUGCCUCCGACACUACCUCGACUCAACGUGCUCGCCGCCCGAUCACGACCUCUCCAAGCCCCGGGAGCAGGCCCUCCGUCUCAUCGACGUCGAUGACGAGAACCUUCUCAAGGCUGCUGGGAAGCUGGCAUCAAUACAGCAUGGCGAGUCUUUCAUCCUCACGCAAAUAGACACGCGGUCACCCUCCGACAGGCCAUCAGGCCAUGAGUACCCCGCGAUGCUGGGGUCCAUCGCCUGCUUCGAGUUCCUCGGGUUCUCCCGAGAGAUGGCGACCGCCCUGUCCUACAUUUUCCUUUCAGAAUUCCAGUCCCAACAACGAGCGCGGUGGGAUUUCCGCCAGGUCGCCUGGGGUGUGCUCACCCACUGCCCGCAACCAGACGUCGCGGAGCCGGGGCGCUCCGAGGAGGCAGAGGCGCUCUUUGAGGUGCUCGGGCUGAGCGAGGAGACGAAAGACCUGUUCCGUGAUUCCGGCGAGGAGCUCUUCGACGACGACACGACCGUCAUGGCCUGGGUGAUUGAUGUUGUUCAAGGACGGUGGGCCGAGCUCAGGCAGGUCGCCGCGCAGUCGAUUCAGAGGGGGCAGGAGAUCCGGCAAGACGGAGGGGCACAACGCGUGCUAUAG